AUGGAUUAUUUAUAUUAUUUUUGUGUUCUUAUCAUUGGUUGUUCACUUUUUUAUAUUUUAGAUCAUUUAAAUAACAAUGACACCAACAACACAAAUACCAACACCACAAACACAAACACAAACACAAACACAAACACAAACACAAACAACAACAUCAACACCUACACCAACAACAUCAUUUCUGCUCGUUUGUUCAUCCAACAAUACCAAGAAUUUUUAAGAAAUCAACAAGAGCAAGAUGAAAUGUAUAAAAGACAACAAAAUCAGGAGAAAGCUUUCUUACAACAAGAGAAAAAGAGAAAGCAAGAAGAAUUACAAAAAAAACAAGAGUCUAGACAACAACACGAGUUUAUAGACCAAAUGGAGCUCCUUAGAAGACAAUCACACCAACAACAUCAACAUCAACAACAACAACCCACUCCAACUCCACAACCAACCCCAACUCCACCAAAACCAAAACCAAAACACUCUGCAUCAACCCCUGGUAUUAGAUUACUAUUUCAAAGAAUGCAGGAAUUCGAACAACAACAACAAGAAGAAGAAGACCAACAACCACCACAACCACCACAACCAACAUCAAAACCAACUACAAAAACAAAAUCAAGAUCAAGAGAAAGAUCAAAACAUACCCCACGUCCAUUACCAACACCAAUACCAAAGUCAAAACCAAGACCAACACCUCAUUCAACACCCAAACACAAAUAA
Molecule: messenger RNA, 705 nt
Organism: Dictyostelium purpureum
Lineage: Eukaryota; Evosea; Eumycetozoa; Dictyosteliales; Dictyosteliaceae
Exons: 1
Coding region: 1-705 (234 amino acids)
Source: RefSeq, a predicted model, not a curated record